CUGUUUUCUUAUAUCCUUUGCGUCUUUUUUGACUGCAACACCGCGACCCCAACCUUCCCACCACGCUCCACUCACCCUCUCGGUCCUCCUCCUCCCUCUCCAGGGUCGUGCAGAUUCGCAUUAAACAAAAAAAAACCAAGGAUUACCGCAAACAUGUCGCAUCGACCCGCAUCCCGCCUCUUCAAUGCCUUCAAGCCAAUGUUCCGCCAGCCGCUCCUCCGGCGACGAGUGCAAACGGCCGCCGCCCCCGAGGAGGCAUCAGGCUUCGCAAAGUUCUGGAACAGCCCUGUCGGUCCCAAGACCGUCCACUUCUGGGCUCCGAUCAUGAAAUGGGGACUCGUCCUCACCGGUGUCUCCGAUUUCACGCGCCCCGCCGACCAGCUCUCCCUCACACAGAACUUGGCCCUCACCUCCACCGGCGCUAUUUGGACCCGAUGGUGCUUCAUCAUCAGGCCCAAGAACAUGUUCCUUGCCGCUGUCAACUUCUUCCUCUUCAUCGUCGGUUCCACCCAGGUUGCGCGUAUCCUCAUGUACCAGCAGAGCUUGAAGAAUGCUGGCGAGGAGAUCAAGGCUGAGGGAAAGGAGCUUGAGGGUGAUCUUAAGGCGGCGGAGAAGAAGGCAGAGCAGGUUGUCAAGUCGUAGAAGCUGGCCGCACUUGGGUGUAAAGGUUACAUGUGUUGAAGAUAGUGGGUCAGGGAAAAACACAUAUUCAUUGAGCUACAUGCAUCAAUCAUGACAGAAGUUGGCGUCGCUGUUCACUGGCUGCGUUAGGGUAGUCAUUUGGGUUUGAUUGCGGAUAUAUUUGUACAAUUCAGACCGUUUUCUAUGACGCGAUGCCUCCUUCAAUCCUUUCCAAAGGGUUGCAAGCCUUAAUGCCUAUCGAACGGGUGAACAUGUGCACGAUUCAUACUGAUGCACAUUAGAAGGCUUAUUUACGAUCAAAAGAUCUAUCAUUAAUUUCAUCAGCCUCUAAUAGGCGGGUAUCUGCUAUUAAGAUCAUUAACGCCGCCUCGUUAAGUAAACCGUUACAAUCUUAGGGGUAUAUGUACGCUUCUUCAUCGAAAUCGCGCAAACAAAAG
This is a messenger RNA of Aaosphaeria arxii CBS 175.79, 1079 nucleotides long. Its product is annotated as UPF0041-domain-containing protein. The record is from RefSeq and is a predicted model, not a curated record. Gene Ontology annotation, cellular component: mitochondrial inner membrane. NCBI's taxonomy places the organism in Eukaryota, Fungi, Ascomycota, Dothideomycetes, Pleosporales. Bases 154 to 642 code for a protein of 162 amino acids. Gene Ontology annotation, molecular function: pyruvate transmembrane transporter activity. Gene Ontology annotation, biological process: pyruvate import into mitochondria. The transcript is spliced from 2 exons.